Molecule: messenger RNA, 1220 nt
Organism: Thlaspi arvense
Lineage: Eukaryota; Viridiplantae; Streptophyta; Magnoliopsida; Brassicales; Brassicaceae
Source: the annotation of a GenBank genome assembly
UAAUGGAUCGUGUCAGCAGUCUACCAGACGAACUUCUUUAUCAGAUCUUGUUCUUACUUCCAACAAAGGAUGCUGCUGUGACUUCGCUGAAGUUGAGAAGCGAGCACUGUGUUGAUUGGUGGUGGUAUGGCGGAUUAAUGAGCUAUCCCUUUUCCUUACCAAUGCUUAAAAGUCUUGAUAUUGAUUCGGACUUGAUCUUUUGUGGUGAGAUUGAAGAGUUUAUCCCUUAUUUCCCUGUGCUUGAGGACUUACGGAUGGCUAACAUGGAGUGGGGAGAACCGGAUGUGACCGUGUCGAGUGCAAGCCUCAGAAAGCUAAGUCUCCACGGCACCGGUUGUGAAGAUUUUGUAAAUCCAAAGACGGUUUCUUUCGAUACUCCGAAUCUGCUUUUCUUGAGCUACUAUGAUUUAGUUGCGGAAGACUAUCCAUUAGUUAAUAUGGAGAAACUGGUUCAUGCUUCAAUCAGUCUUAUAGUAACUGAUGAUCAGGUCACGCGACUAAGAGAGCCAAAUAAUAAUCUGUUAGAGGAUGUUGAGAAUAACAACGACGGUGACGUUGUUCUCCAAUUUGGCAAUGUUGUGAAGCUCUUGAAUGGCCUACAAAACGUUCAGAAACUUUCUUUUAAUGCUGAUACUCUUGAGGUGCUUUCUCAAUGCUGUGAUUCGAUGCCUGUGUUCAACAACCUCAAGUUCUUAGGUGUUACGAGUGAAGAGGGUCGAGGAUGGCAAGCAAUGCCAGCUCUUCUAAGGAAUUGUCCACAUUUAGAAACUAUAAUCCUUCAGGGUCUAAUUCACUGUGUAACAGAUAACUGCGGGGAUGCUUGUCCCUGCAUCUCUCGGGAAGACAAAGGUCUUUCACUCAAGUCUUGUCCAGUGAAUAGGUUAGAGAUACAAGGCUUUCGAGCAACAAUGAAAGAGAUGGCCAUGAUAAAGCAUUUCUUGGACUAUUUUCUGUGUUUGAAGAGGCUGGACGUCUACAUUGAAGACAAUGAACCUACACAGCUCAGAAACCGUGAAUUGUCUGACUGUGUCUUGGAGAUGUUCGAACUCUACAACAAGUUGUCGCCGAGUUGCAAUGUCCAGCUCCUGGUUAGUGAUUACUUGGACAAGAAGUGGACUGCACAAGGACAUCAUAUCUAUGUGACACUGCAACAACUGCAAGCGACAAUGUCUACAUUAUUUAGCAUAAUAGCAUUAGAUGAUCAUCUCAGACAAAAUCUC